Messenger RNA from Aedes aegypti (yellow fever mosquito), 2233 nucleotides. RefSeq lists its product as uncharacterized. The record is from RefSeq and is a predicted model, not a curated record. Lineage: Eukaryota; Metazoa; Arthropoda; Insecta; Diptera; Culicidae. The coding region runs from base 2 to 2059 and encodes 685 amino acids. The transcript has 2 exons.
CAUGUGGUGGUUCCUUAUUCUAUUGACCACUUUGUGGUCAGUUCCUGUAGAAGCCCUUCCGGAGGACCUACUUCUCGAAGCUCCGGAGAAUCUCGUAACGAUAGUCCCCUGUGUGAAGCAUUUGUGCGACAAGUACUACAAAUCGGAACGGGCCAUCAAGGGAUCGCUGGGACUGAUAUACCUCAAACCGGACUCGUCCCUGUUCCAGAUCAACCUUCUGAAAUCGUUCCACGAGGAUCCACGUCACGAGAUGGGCAUCAUGCCCAAGAACAGCCGACGACUUCAUCCGGAUGCUUCGCAUGUGACCGACAGGGCCAAGAACUACUUCUUGAUGGUACGGGAGGCGUCGGAGCUGGCUUCACACAUCAGCAUGUUCCGGCGACUGCCCACGUUGAAUCCGCUGGCCCAGGUGGUCAUUCUGUUCACCUCGGAGAUGACUCCGGACGUUUUCGCGGUUGAAGUUCGAAAGGCGCUGCAGAAGCUGUUCGACUACUGGUUUCUGAACGUGAACGUUAUGGUUCAGCGGUACAAUACGAGCGUUCUGGAGGUGUGGUCUUGGUUCCCCUAUGAGAAUGGACGUUGCGCUGAGGAGAUUAUAGACAUCCGAAUGAUCGACGAAUGUGAGUACGCUGAGGUGGACGAAGAGCCGGAACAAGAGGAAUUGUUCAUAGUAAUUGAUCAAGUUGUCGAGUAUCCAAAUGAAACAUUCGUGAAUAGCUCUGAAAGUGAGGAUAACAGCUCGCUAGCUCCCAAGAAAACUGUAUGGAAGUUUCUAGAACAGCAUUUCUGCGCCGAAUACGAGCCGAAACUGCCCAAAUACUUCAACAACUGUCCGCUGAAAGUAUCCACCCCUAUCUGGGAACCAUUCGUGGUGGGAAACGAGACGACCGUCGAAAAGGGAUUCGAAGUGCUGAUGAUCGAAGUGAUCACCGCCCGACUGAAGCUCACGCCGGUCUACAAGGUCAUCGAAACGGAACGGGCAACGGCGCGGAUUACGGUCGACAAGGACACCGGCUUCUACGCGGAUCUGAUCAGGAGACAAUCGGACAUCAUGAUCGGUGGCCUGUACGAGAACCCCGUCAGUCGAAAGCUUCUGUCGUCGACCAUCCCGUACUACCAGGACGAUGUGACGUGGUGCGUUCCGCCAGCUCGGCUCGCCCCCAAGUGGCCCAACGUGUUCAUCAUCUUCAACAUCUGGAUCUGGAUGCUGGCCAUCGGAAUCAUAUUCGUAUCCGCAGGCGUCAUCGCCGGUCUCAACACCUUCGAGCAGGGCUACGAAGAGAACUACACCUGGAUGUUGGUGCAGUCGUUGGCCCUUUCGCUGGGUCUCUCCGCAACCUAUUGGCCGCAGCGAUUGUCCAUACGGCUGUUCCUGCUGGUGUACAUGUUCUACGGGAUGCACUGGGAUGUGGCCCAUCACAGUUUCCUCAUUACGGUUAUGACGCGGCCCCGAUUCGAGAAGCAGAUCAGCACAGCGGAAGCGGCGAUCGAGAAGUCCUUCAAAUUUGUUGGACCGGAAAACAGUCUGGUGUUCUUCGAUAAACCGGAUUCCGUCUCGAAACAUAUUGCUUCGGUUUACCAGACGUGCAAGAAUGUAGACGACUGCCUGGCCCGGAUAAACUCAGAUCAAACGGUAGCAGUGGCCGUUUCACGAGCGCAUUCACAAAACAGCAAAAGCAUCGGUGAAGCGGAGAUGUUCUGCUUUCCAAGAACGGCCAACAUCCAGACAUACCCGGUGGAGAUGAUGGUGAAGAAGGACUUUCACAUACUAGCGAAGAUCAACGAUCUGAUCAGGAGGAUCAGCGAGUCGGGGUUGCUGGGCAAGUGGCAAGUGGAAAGCAACAAGAUCCGCAUCGAUACGGACUCGGGCGGAGGAGGCGGUGGUGGUCAUGGUGAUGCGCAAAUUGUGCUGACGGUCGCGCAUAUUGAGGGAGCAUUUUUCUUAGUAGGCAUUGGAUUGGGGAUUUCUGCGGUUGCUUUUGUGGGAGAGUUGGUCUACUUUGGAUUGAAGCAGAAAUAUAACUGGGAGGAUACGACGUUUAGUAGAAUGAUCUGCUAGUCGUUAUCGCACAAAGAUUCAAGUUUAAGCAUGUGAGACUUUGUUCCUAGCAUGAAAACCAUGAAACAACAACAAACAAUUUUAAUAAUUCAGUAGUAUUCAUGGCAGUAGUAUGUCGUAGUAGUACAAUCAAACUAGUAGUAGUACAAAACACAUUAAAGGGUAAUAUUUUCA